This is a messenger RNA of Chlamydomonas reinhardtii, 1180 nucleotides long. RefSeq lists its product as uncharacterized. Lineage: Eukaryota; Viridiplantae; Chlorophyta; Chlorophyceae; Chlamydomonadales; Chlamydomonadaceae. Gene Ontology annotation, cellular component: Ctf18 RFC-like complex. The transcript is spliced from 5 exons. Bases 347 to 721 code for a protein of 124 amino acids. The record is from RefSeq and is a predicted model, not a curated record. Gene Ontology annotation, biological process: mitotic sister chromatid cohesion.
GUCGCUGAUUACGACCUUGUAUCAAUACGGCUUGCUACCUUGCAUACCUAGCAAACGAUAAAUUUACAAAAGCCGAAAUAAUUACCAGCCCUUUCUCCCAAACUCGACAGUGUGUCCCCUCUUGCCUGGCUUUGCACACCAUUCCUAGAGCUUCGGGAUUUAGCAAACACUCGUGCCCAGCUGACGCCGACUUGGGACUUGGGCGCUGGGGUGUUAGCAGCAGGCAGGCUGCUGGGCACUCCGGUGCAUCAAGCUCCUAGGCUGUUCCCGGCGAGCUGAGGACCUUGGUACCCCUUCCAGCCCAACCUGAACAACGUGCCGCUCGGAAGUUCCUCCAGCAGGAACCAUGAUUGUGCCCAUCAAGACACCUGAAAGCGAGGUCGUGGAGUGGGUGCUGGUGGAGCUGCAGGGCAAGAUUGAGCAGCUCACACCGGAGCAGUCGAUAGAAAUCGGCAUGCUGCUAUCGAAUGACCCGGACGGCAAGUCGCUGCAGCUCACAAUCGGCUACCACCAACUUGAAGGCAAGAAGCUGACGCUGAAGAAGCCCAUGGCCAUCCUGGGCAAGGUGGAGGCGUCGCCGUGCGGGCCAAUGGAGUGCGGCGAGGAGAUGGCCGCGGCCGAGUCCAGGAAUACCGCUUACGAGGUGGUGGGCGUUAUCCGCCACCAGUACCUGUUCAAGACGCGGCCGCGCGCGCUCAUCUCCAAGCCUGGGGCCCGGUAGCACCAGUCCGAGACGCUGAGUGGACAUGCCUUUUGAUGGAAGCGCUGGAAGCGCUGGAGGAUGUUGGUGGUGGUGAAGUGGUGGACGGCAUGGGGGCGCCAACUCGAUAAGUUAGGCUGGGAGUAUGCGAGCGGAGAUGGAUGACAUUGCGCGACGCAGCAUAUAACUCAGCUGCCGGUGUGAACAGGGGCGUGGAUCUUGCUGCUUGAAGAAAUCCGUGGCGUAGGUUGACCGGUUACGUCCGUUAAUGCUCAGGUUCUUGGGUUGGUGGAAGCCUGGAACUGGCGAUGAGGCGAUGCCCCGCCCACAGCAUGUGCAGGCACGCAGAGGCGGCAGCCGGGGCCACUGGAGACAGCCACCAUCACUGCCAAUCAAUAGUACAUAGAUAGACAAGCGAAAAAUAACCUUCCAACUGCUAUCUCUGAGCCCUGAACAUACCAUGUCAACCACUGAACCACC